Messenger RNA from Protobothrops mucrosquamatus (brown spotted pit viper), 1137 nucleotides. Its product is annotated as zinc finger protein 271-like. Lineage: Eukaryota; Metazoa; Chordata; Lepidosauria; Squamata; Viperidae. Gene Ontology annotation, biological process: regulation of transcription by RNA polymerase II. The transcript is spliced from 3 exons. The coding region runs from base 1 to 1137 and encodes 378 amino acids. The record is from RefSeq and is a predicted model, not a curated record. Gene Ontology annotation, molecular function: RNA polymerase II cis-regulatory region sequence-specific DNA binding; DNA-binding transcription factor activity, RNA polymerase II-specific.
AUGGCAUGGCCCGUGAAACCAGUGCAUACCAUCAAGAAACGCAAAGCCUUCUUGGUGCAUCGGGGUACCCAGACAGAAGAGAUCCCGGAUAUCUGCAUUGAAUGUGGGAAGGUCUUCAUCCAGAACUCCAGCCUGAUCAGCCCGUGGCCUGUCCAGAGCGAUGAUAAGCCACACAAGUGUUCCGAGUGCGGGAAAAGCUUUUCUGUCCGUUCCAGCCUCAACAGGCAUCAGAGAAUCCACACCGGGGAAAAGCCGUACAUCUGUCUCGACUGCGGCAAGCGAUUCAAUGACAAGUCCAACCUGACUCAGCACCAACGGAUCCACACGGGCGAGAAGCCCUACGAGUGCAUUGACUGCGGCAAAAGUUACAGCCGCAGCUCUCACAAGAAGAAGCAUUCGAAGGAGCCGGUGGAAGAGCCGCAAGACCUUUGCGCCCCGGUGGACGGGGCCAACGCCAGUGCCGUUGACGAGAAGCCCAAAGCCAAACAGAAAGCGGAAGUGCUGAACACGUGUACAGAGUGCCUGCGGAGUUUCGGCCACAACGCUGACCUGAUCAAGCACAUGCGCAUCCACACAGGGGAGAAGCCCUACAAGUGUAACAUCUGCGAGAAGAGCUUCAACGUCAGUUCUAACCUCUUUCGACACCAGAGAAUCCACACCGGUGAAAAGCCGUACGUGUGUUCCGAGUGUGGGAAUUGCUUCACUGACAAAUCGACCCUGGUCCAGCACCAUCGGAUCCACACUGGAGAGAAACCUUAUGCUUGCCGGUUCUGUGGCAAAUGUUUCCUCUAUACCUCAGACCUGGUCAAGCAUAUGCGCAUCCACACGGGCGAGAAGCCUUUUGAGUGCAGCCACUGCGGGAAGUGUUUCAACGUCAGCUCCAACCUCAUCCGGCACAAGAGGAUCCACACAGGGGAGAAACCUUACACCUGCUCCGUCUGUGGGAAGAGCUUCACCGACAAAUCCACCCUCACCCAGCAUAACCGCAUCCAUACGGGAGAGAAACCUUACACCUGUAGUUACUGCGGGAAAAGCUUCAGCCGGAGUUCUCAUCACAAGAGGCACCAGCGGAUCCACGUGGGGGAAAAUCCGGUCUCUCUCCUGCCUCUGUGGCCUUAUCCUAACCAAAUGUACUGA